AUUCCCUCUAUUGUACAGGCAGACAAUGAAGGCCGUGGGUUGAGUGUUUAAAAAGGAUGGAUGCACGCAGACACCAAACCAGCCUGGACAGAGACAGCAACCAACAGAGUUGAGUUUUAGGAGGACUGUGCUAUCCCAGACUUCCCCUCGAUGCUGUACACUCUAGCAGGAGGGGGCACACUCUGUGGUGUGGCCGCCCUCGUGCUCCUCAUUGUUUCUACGGCGACUGACUUCUGGAUGCAGUACCGCUACUCAGGUGCCAUGGCCAACCAGGGCCUCUGGAGGUUCUGCAUCAAUCACAAGUGCCACGCCCACACCAUCACUGUGGCCUUCUGGGAUGCCACAAGGGCCUUCAUGCUGUUGUCUGUACUGAGCUGUUUCGCUGGUGUGGUGCUGGGUCUGAGCGCCUUCGUCAACGGAACCAAGGGCAAGAGGGUCCGGACAGGGGGCAUCGCUCUGCUGCUGUCAGGUUUCCUUGCUCUGUUAGCACUGGCCAUCUACACUGGUGUGACCGUUAACUUCUUUGGCAAGCGCUUCCUUGAUUGGCGAUUCUCCUGGUCCUAUAUAAUAGGUUGGGUGGCCAUCAUCUUAUCUUUUUCUGCUGGUGUGUUUCAACUCUGUGCCUACCAGACGAACAUUGCAGAACAGCCUCCUCCCAACAUCCAAGAAAGCUAAAUGGAAAAUAUUUCUCCCCACUAAAAAAAA
Molecule: messenger RNA, 705 nt
Organism: Esox lucius (northern pike)
Lineage: Eukaryota; Metazoa; Chordata; Actinopteri; Esociformes; Esocidae
Gene: lim2.2
Product: lens intrinsic membrane protein 2.2
Exons: 5
Coding region: 151-675 (174 amino acids)
Cellular component (GO): plasma membrane
Molecular function (GO): structural constituent of eye lens
Source: RefSeq, a predicted model, not a curated record